This is a messenger RNA of Daucus carota subsp. sativus, 663 nucleotides long. RefSeq lists its product as uncharacterized. Bases 1 to 663 code for a protein of 220 amino acids. The transcript has a single exon. The record is from RefSeq and is a predicted model, not a curated record. Lineage: Eukaryota; Viridiplantae; Streptophyta; Magnoliopsida; Apiales; Apiaceae.
AUGGCUUGUUAUAUAGAUGAAGAGGAGAUUUUCAAAUGUCCGACACACCCUUCAAAACGGCGUCGUACUGGGAUUUGCCCCACUUGUUUGCGUGAACGUCUCAACACUUUGUGCCCUAACUGCGCUAACACACGCCCCUGCGAGUGCUGCCCUGCCGCCACGUCAGCGUCCACGUCAUCAUCUUCGACUUUCUCGUUCUUCUCCGGCGUGGCCUCCGGUGACACCGAGCCGACCAUGCGGAAGUCGAGGUCGCUGGCGAUACCGUUUCUCCGGUCGCGUUCGAAGUACGCGCCGAACCUCGAGUUCACCGCCGAAAAGCCGCCGUUGCCGACGGCGGCGACGACGGUGACAGCAAGUAAGAAUGCUCCGGCGGCGGGGAGUGGCGGGAGUAGCAGAGGCAAGACGACGUCGUUGCUGUCGAUGUUUAAGAAGAGUAAGAGAGUUGUGGAAGAGGUUGAGAAUAAACCGAAGGAUGAGGAGAGUAAAAAGAGCAGCGAUUUCAUGUUGAUGAUGAAGAGGUCGAGGUCGGUGAGCGUGGCGUUGAGUUCACGCGCCGCCGACAGCAAGGCGGUGAAGACGAAAGGGUGGCAUUUCCCGAGUCCGUUUAGGCAAUCGUCAAAGACGGCUAAAGUACAGGAACAGCAGGCAGCAAUUAAAGUUUGA